Aspergillus piperis CBS 112811 is the source of this 444-nucleotide messenger RNA. RefSeq lists its product as uncharacterized. NCBI's taxonomy places the organism in Eukaryota, Fungi, Ascomycota, Eurotiomycetes, Eurotiales, Aspergillaceae. The record is from RefSeq and is a predicted model, not a curated record. Bases 1 to 444 code for a protein of 147 amino acids. The transcript is spliced from 9 exons.
AUGUAUGGUCCCACUACUGCCAAGUUAGCUUUAAAACAAAGAUCUCAGACUGACUUAUACUUGUCCACUCACUUAAUCCAAACAAAGAGCUAUUCUAGAUAUAAUAUCAGUGAUAAUCACAACAUUCUUCCAAGUUUCUCAGGAGGGAGAUUAUUGCAAGAGACAACUAAGUUCAUCGGCUACCGCGGAGGCGUGGGAGCCUCCGCAAUCAGCCUCCGCGCCGGACAAGCCCAGAGGGCGUAUCUGGGCACUGAGACAGAUUCAACCAUAUAUACGGCUGAAUUAAAGGAUAUCGAGAUAAUCCUUAUCCUCGCGGAGAGCACUCUACUGAGAUACAACUCUGAAGUAAACUUAUAUCUACUGCCAAGAGAACCAUUCACAAAGAUAUAUAUACAGAGAAUUAGACUUAUAUACUUUCUUUAUAAGAUUAAAGUAGCUGUGUAA